Messenger RNA from Seriola dumerili (greater amberjack), 1794 nucleotides. It is a transcript of the gene ctu2, whose product is annotated as cytosolic thiouridylase subunit 2. Gene Ontology annotation, cellular component: cytosol. The coding region runs from base 67 to 1605 and encodes 512 amino acids. The record is from RefSeq and is a predicted model, not a curated record. Gene Ontology annotation, biological process: tRNA wobble position uridine thiolation. Gene Ontology annotation, molecular function: sulfurtransferase activity; tRNA binding. The transcript is spliced from 17 exons. NCBI's taxonomy places the organism in Eukaryota, Metazoa, Chordata, Actinopteri, Carangiformes, Carangidae.
CAUCAAACAGAGCCACGCUCCUACAUGUGACCGGGCCACGGUCUCAGCUCGGCCGCGGUCUUCACAAUGUGCCAAGUGGAUGAAGACUACCAUGAUGGACUGGAGCGCGCGGAGGUGCCCAGUGUUUCCAAGAAAUGUGUCAAAUGCAAAGAGGCAAGUGCAGCUGUGGUCAUCAGAGCAGGAGACACAUACUGCAGGGGCUGUUUCAAGGAAUACUUCAUCCACAAGUUCAGAGCCAUGCUGGGAAAAAACAGGAUCAUCUUCCCUGGAGAGAAGGUGCUGCUGGCUGUAUCUGGUGGUCCUUCGUCCUCUUCAAUGCUCAGUCAAGUCCAAGAGGGUCUGAGUCAGAAUGCUCAUAAGAAGUUGAGAUUCUUACCUGGCAUCGUUUACAUCGAUGAGGGUGGAGCUGUAGGUCAGUCUGUGGAGGAAAGACAGAGGACGGUGGCUGAGCUGCAGGCUGUGUUCAAAGCUACUGGUUUCCCCUUCCACAUGGUGCCUCUGGAACAGGUUCUGGAUCUUCCCAGUUCAGUUGUGGUGACGGCUCCAGCUGCCUCAGAGCAGCCGGCCAGCGCCUACAAAGCAGCGGUGGAUCACUUCAUUCAGAGCGACAGCAGCAGCUGUUCGACUGCACAGGACCAUGAGCAAACGUCGGUGCCGGAGGUUCAGGAGUCCCACACACAGCUCCUGCAGCAGCUGAUCGGCUCAGCUCAGACACUGACGGCCAGACAGGACCUGCUGAACACACUGAGGCACCAUCUGCUGGUGCACACAGCUCGCACUGAGGGAUACAGCAAACUGAUGCUGGGAGACAACUGCACCAGAGUGGCUGUGAAACUGCUCACCAGUAUCUCACUGGGCAGAGGAGCACAGCUGGCUCAGGACACGGGUUUCGCUGACUCCAGGUAUGGUGACAUCAUAUUAGUGAGACCAAUGAGGGACUACUCAGCCAAAGAAAUUGCGUACUACAACCACAUGUUCAGCGUUCCCUCUGUUUUCAUACCAGGCGGGGACACUAAGACAACAGACAAAGCCAGCAUCCAGCGUCUGACAGAGAGCUUUGUCACCAAACUGCAGGCCGACUUCCCCUCCACUGUCAGCACCAUCUACAGGACCAGCGAGAAGCUGCAGACAGCGUGUAGGAACUCCUCCACAGCUGACCAGGCUGACAGGUGUCUGCUCUGUAUGUGCGCGCUGGACACUGCUGUUGAGAACGCUUCUGCCUUUCAGGCCACACUGACCUCAGAGCAGCUCUCCCAGAAUAAACCUUCAGGAGCCACAGGGACUGAGAACCCGAGACAAAACCCAGCUCCAGUGGAGCAAGAAUCAACUGCUCCCUCUGGACAGUGCUGUUCCUCUGGAGGAGAGGAUUGUGGGAGAACAGAGAGAGGUGGUGGUGGAGGCUGCUGUUCUUCUGCCAAGGAACCCGAGAGAACCGAUCUGAAGAGCCUGUUGUGUUACAGCUGUCAGCUGACCAUCAAAGACAUGUCGUCACUGGAGCGUCUCCCUCAGUACAUCCUGUCAGAGGCUCAGAGGAGGCAGAGGAGGUCUCAGAUGAGAGAGGAGAUCAGUGAGUUCCUGCUGGAUGAUGGUGAUGAAGGCAGUUAGAGGGUGGAGCCUCUGAAGCUAAAUGUUCACCUCCAGCUGUCCUCUCUGAAAAACGUACAUCACCACUCUGCUCAUUCCAACGUGCAGCCAGUGGACAACUUUAAAAUAGAAAUACUUCCCAAAUAUACUGAGUUUUACAAAAGAAGCCCUAUGUGAGAGGUGGUCACUCAUACAGCACAUGGCUAAGCA